This is a messenger RNA of Naegleria gruberi, 810 nucleotides long. RefSeq lists its product as uncharacterized. Gene Ontology annotation, biological process: nucleocytoplasmic transport; activation of GTPase activity. Bases 1 to 810 code for a protein of 269 amino acids. Gene Ontology annotation, molecular function: small GTPase binding; GTPase activator activity. Gene Ontology annotation, cellular component: nucleus; cytosol; perinuclear region of cytoplasm. The record is from RefSeq and is a predicted model, not a curated record. Lineage: Eukaryota; Heterolobosea; Eutetramitea; Acrasida; Naegleriidae. The transcript has a single exon.
AUGAAUUAUCAAGCAAGUGAACAAUUAUUACAAAGUCAAUUUUUAGGAAACAUUAUUGAAUUGAGUUUUUCUAAUCAGACUUUGACUCAAAGUGGUGUUUUGUCAAAUGUUAUCAAAUCUCUAAUUUUAAUGAAAGAAUUAAUUACGUUGGAUAUUUCUUACCAAAAAAUAGGUGAUGCAGGAUCGAAUACAAUUGGUCAAUUGAUCAAAUUGACAAAACUUUAUGUUUGUGGAAAUGAAAUCAGUAGUGAAGGAGCCAAGUCAAUUGGUCAAUUAAAAAAUCUUACCUAUCUCAGUGUCAGAAUUAAUCAUCUUGGAUCUGAAGGAGCCAAAUCAAUUGGUCAACUUGAAAAAUUAAGAACACUUUACAUUGCGCACAAUCAAAUUGGAGAUGAAGGAAUCAAAUCAAUUAGUCAAUUGAAGGAAUUAACAACAUUAUAUACAGACUACAAUCAAAUUGGAAGUGGAGGAGCCAAAUCAAUUGGUGAAAUGAAACAAUUAACAGAACUUGGCAUUUCUGAAAAUAAUAUUGAAGACGAAGGGGCAAAAUCAAUUGGUCAACUAAUAUAUCUUAGAAAACUCUCAGCAUCUCGAUGCAGAAUUGGUGAUGAAGGGGCUGAAUCAAUUAGUAAAUUGAUUAAUUUAACAAAACUCAGUAUUAACACAAAUCCAAUCAAAGAUGAAGGAGCCCUCCACAUUAUUAAAUUACCCCAACUGAAAAAGCUUGACAUCACUCGGUGUAGUAUUAAAAGUGAAGGGAAAAAAGUGCUCACCGAAAUGAAACUAGUAUUCAAAACUCUCUAUCACUAA